AUAUUAUUGGCUACAAGGAUGGGAAUUUCAAAACCACCCUUUACAAUUUCUUGUAUUUCGUUUCUUGCCUUAUAUAUUUCAUUGUAUGCUACUAUAACACCAACUUCUUCAGCUUCCCUACAAGAUAGUUUCAUUGAAUGUCUCCAAAGAAACACAAACGUUGGUUUCCCACUUGAGAGAACGUUCUUCACUCAUGAAAGAAACGCUUCCCUCUUCAAAGAAGUCUUUGAAUCGACGGCUCAAAACCAACGGUUCUUGACCAACUCAAUGCCUAAACCGGGGUUCAUAUUCAAACCGGUUCAUGAAUCUCACGUCCAAGCUUCCAUCGUCUGUGCCAAGAAACUUGGGAUUCAUUUCCUUGUUAGAAGCGGCGGUCACGAUUACGAAGGCGUGUCUUAUGUUUCACAGAUCGAGACACAGUUUGUGUUGAUUGAUUUGUCGAAAUUGAGACAGGUCAAUGUUGAUAUUGAAGACAAUAGUGCUUGGGUUCAAGCUGGUGCUACGAUUGGUGAGCUUUACUACAGAAUUGCAGAAAAGAGCAAGAUUCAUGGAUUCCCUGCAGGCGUGUUCCCGAGCUUAGGCGUAGGUGGACAUAUAACAGGUGGUGCAUACGGUUCCUUGAUGAGGAAGUAUGGUCUUGCUGCUGACAAUGUUCUUGACGCAAAGAUCGUUGAUGCGAAUGGUAAAUUACUCGACAGAGCUGCGAUGGGGGAGGAUCUGUUUUGGGCAAUUAGAGGAGGUAGUGGAGGGAGUUUUGGGAUAAUUUUAUCAUGGAAGAUCAAACUUGUUCCUGUUCCUGAAACCAUAACAGUGUUCACGGUCACCAAAACAUUGGAGCAAGAUGCGAGUUUCAAGAUUCUUUCGAAGUGGCAACGAGUUGCGGACAAGCUUGUUGAAGAGCUCUUCCUACGAGUGUUCUUCACUGUAGUUGGAAACAAUGCAUACAAGACUGUGAAGAUGGCCUACAUAGGUCAGUUUCUUGGCGAGAAAGGUACCUUGCUUGAGGUUAUGAAGAAGGGUUUUCCAGAACUAGGGCUAACUCAGAAAGAUUGUAUAGAAAUGAGUUGGAUUGAAUCCAUUGUUUACAACUCUGGAUUCCCAACAAGUCCUCUUCCUCCUCUUGAAAUUUUGCUACAAGCGAAGUCACCGAUAGGAAAAAUCUACUUCAAAGCGAAAUCGGAUUUUGCUAAAGAACCUAUUCAUAUUCUAGGGCUCAUAGGGAUGGUCAAGAAGUUCCUUGAAGAAGACGCAGUGUUAGUGGUUUGGACUCCUUACGGUGGAAAGAUGAAUAAAAUCCCUGAAUGUGAGAUCCCAUUUCCGCAUAGAAACGGAACCAUCUUCAUGAUUCAAUAUUACAGGAGCUGGUCAGACAAUGAGAAGAGACCAAACAGACGCAUCAAAUGGAUGAGAGAGCUGUAUAGUUACAUGACACCUUAUGUCUCAAGUAAUCCAAGACAAGCGUAUGUGAACUACAGAGAUCUAGACCUAGGACAGAACAGAAACAGCUCAAAGUCUAACUUCUUAGAAGCUAAAAUUUGGGGAGCUAAGUAUUUCAAAGACAACUUCAGCAGAUUGGUAAGGAUUAAAACAAAGGUUGAUCCAGAUAACUUCUUCAGGCACGAGCAGAGUAUCCCAACUCUUCCCAUUCGAAGCUAAGUUCAUGAAGAUAAAGCCAUGCAUGCUACUUUGUUUUUACCUCAAGUUUGGUUAUGGCUUUUUUAUGAGUCACCCAAGAUCCUAAAAAUUGGAGGCUUGUUCGAUCUCUCAAAUAGUCUCAAUCAAGUUGUUAGAAAUCUAUCUAGUUAUUACUAUUUCGUCACGUUUUCAUCAUUACCAUCAACACAACUACUACCACUACCACUUACCAUAAUUUUCAUCAUUACCAUCACCGCAACUAGCAGCGUCCACCACCAGC
Capsella rubella is the source of this 1915-nucleotide messenger RNA. Its product is annotated as berberine bridge enzyme-like 25. Gene Ontology annotation, molecular function: oxidoreductase activity; FAD binding. The record is from RefSeq and is a predicted model, not a curated record. The transcript has 2 exons. The coding region runs from base 19 to 1656 and encodes 545 amino acids. NCBI's taxonomy places the organism in Eukaryota, Viridiplantae, Streptophyta, Magnoliopsida, Brassicales, Brassicaceae.